Stylophora pistillata is the source of this 1654-nucleotide messenger RNA. RefSeq lists its product as uncharacterized. The record is from RefSeq and is a predicted model, not a curated record. NCBI's taxonomy places the organism in Eukaryota, Metazoa, Cnidaria, Anthozoa, Scleractinia, Pocilloporidae.
AUGGGUCUUCUCUUCGCAAGGAUUUUUGUGUUUGCUUUGGCGAUUUCUUUCUCAUAUGCCGACAAAUCCACUCUAAAGAUACAUUCCACCAAUGAAAAACACGAAGAAGGCAAACUGUCUCUCCAGAAAAGGAGUGUUUAUAUAAACCCCUUGUUGGUCUACCGCUGUUCUCUUCCUCUUGGCUUGGAAAACGGUCAUGUACCAGACGCUGCAUUUUCUGCUUCUUCAAGCGCACACAAAAAACGUGGUCCAGCACGUUCCAGAUUGAACAUACAGUCAAACAGCAAAGGAUACGGAUCUUGGUCGGCUGGUGCUAAUGAUGGCAAACAGUGGCUUCAGAUAGACUUUGGGGAACUGGUACGAGUGACAAAAGUGGCAUCACAGGGGCGACAAGACUCUAAUCAAUGGGUAACGAAGUACACUCUGUCUUAUAGUGUAGAUGGGAUGCACUGGGCCGAGUACAAAGAAAACAGUGUCACAUGGGUAUUCCCAGGUAACAAGGAUAGAAACACAGUCGUGGAGCACCUUCUUCUGUCACCAUUCAAUGCUCGCCUCAUUCGAUUUCACCCAAGGACUUACCAUGGGUAUACAUCUAUGCGGGCAGAGGUUUAUGGCUGUAGGAAAGUUCACAGCUGCUCAGUGCCACUGGGUGUGGAAGAUAAACGAAUUCCUGACAGUGCGUUUACUGCGUCCAACAGCGUUGACAAUAGACACCGGCCUUCGCUUGCUAGACUAAACCUUUUGUCGGAUGGCAAGCACAUAGGGGCCUGGUGCCCGAAAAAGGGGAGUAAAAACCAAUGGCUUCAGAUAGAUCUGGGGGAAGUCACCGCAUUAACCAAAGUAGCAACUCAAGGCCGAUAUAGUAGUGAAGACAGACUUACAACAUACACUCUUUCAUACAGUGUGGACGGACUACAUUGGACUAGUUACAAACAACGUGCUGUGGAAAAAGUGUUUGCUGGGAAUACAGAUAGAAAUACUGCCAUCGUACACCCCUUGAAGCCUCACAUCGAGGCUCGCUCCAUCCGGUUUCAUCCAAGGACACACAAUCACAAUGGACCUUGCUUCAGGGUUGAGUUGUAUGGAUGUCGUAAAGUCAAGAACUGUUUGAUGCCUGUGGGAGUGGAAGACGGUAGAAUUCCUGAUGAAGCGUUUUCUGCCUCAUCUUCAGCCAGCAGUAGCUACCUCCCAAAUAGAGGCAGACUAAACUUAGCACCAAGUGGCGGGAAACAUUGUUGGGCAGCCGGUCAGAAUAAUGCUAAUCAGUGGCUACAGGUAAAUCUUGGACGUCUGUUUAAUUUACGUGGCGUGGCCACUCAGGGUCGACACGAUCAUAAUCAGUGGGUUACAAGCUUUUCAUUGUCUUACACUGCAGACGACUUUAUCUGGGUUUUUAUCAAGGAAAACAGCCAAGUGAAGACAUUUCUUGCAAAUAGCGACAGGAAAACAGUUGUCAAACAUAUCUUCAGUCCAGAUAUCAGGGUGUUUGCCAGAAGCGUUCGUUUCCAUCCGAAAGGCUGGAAAAACCACAUCAGUAUGCGAGUGGAGAUUUAUGGCUGCUAAGAAGAUCGAAGUUGCUUUCUACCUCUUGGUAUGGAGAGUGGCCAUCUUCCCGACAGUGCAAUAUCAGCAUCGACGUAUUAUGACGCUAGGC